UAUUGGUUUGAUCGAUGCAUGAUUGUGACUUGUCCACAUGUACUUUGACAGGCGAGUAUCUGUUAUGAGAGGUCAGGUGUUGUCUCCGCAAGGACUCGGCAUCGUGGGUAUCCGAGUGUCUGUUGACCGUGACUCUCGGUUCGGCUUCACCCUUACAAGAGCAGGAGGCUGGUUUGACGUUUUGGUGAACGGAGGUGGGGCCGUGACACUGCAGUUCCAAAGGAGUCCAUUCCAGCCUCUGACUCGCACUCUGUUUGUGCCUUGGAACCAGAUCGUGGUGUUACCACCCAUCACGAUGCAGCUGGGAGACGAUGCAGACAACUUCAGGGGUUCUGGCGCACAUCCUGCUCUUGCUCUUGGAGCCCCAAGUCUGAUGACAGCCCUCCACACAGCCAGACCUUGCAUGGACCACGACAACACAGUCCUAGUACCGGUAGUGCUCUCUACGUGGAUGCCAGAGAAAGUGGGAGGACUCGCAGGAAAAAGUCUUGUGCUUGCGGAAACUCAGAUGUUGCAAGAGAGUAUCAGGAUCCCAGGAUCUGGGCUGCACCUGAUGUACCGCAGCAGUUUGGCAUCAGGAUAUCUGUCUCGAGUCGUGAUGCGCUUGACUCAUUCAGCCAUACCUCCGUCCUUGGUCCGUGUACACGUCCGGGUCGAGAUAGAAGGCUCAGUGCACACCAAGACGUAUGAGGCCGAUCCUAACCUUACCCACACGUUUGCCUGGAAUAAGAGGAACGUCUACAAGCAAAAGGUUUACGGAGUAGCACAAGCAAAGAUAUCAGUCGGCUACGAACACGCAACGUGUCCAAACAUUGUGUGGGAAACACAGACUGCGAUGUUGCAAGGAUUUGAUGUUGAUAUAUCUGAUGUUGGUGGUUGGAGCUUGGACAUCCAUCAUCAUUACAACUUCCACGAAGGAAUUCUGCAGAAAGGUGAUGGAUCAACUUUGCAUCUGAAACAGUUCCCGCGCACAGUUCGCGUGGUGAUGGGUACAGGUCUGCAGCGCCCCCUGGUUUGCAAGGACUGUGAUGGCCCAGCUAAGGAUGCCCGACUGCUGACUCCUGUAGCUCUCACAUCCGGACCUGAUGGCUCCCUCUACGUCGGAGACUUCAAUCUGGUACGCCGCCUCACGCCUCAAGGCAGUGUCUACACAGUGCUGCAGCUCAGUGCCACACAAGUGUCAUACCAGUAUUAUCUAAGCCUGUCUCCUGCCGAUGGCCGACUCUACAUCUCGGACCCUGAGCGUCACCAGAUCCUGCGGGUGUUGAACCUGGACUCUGUGUCAGACCCAACCAUCAACUGGGAGCCGGCUGUAGGCUCCGGUGAACGCUGUAUCCCUGGUGAUGAAACCAGCUGCGGUGACGAAGGUCCAGCCAUCUCUGCCAAGCUGGCACACCCUAAAGGUUUGGCAAUGGCAGCUGAUAAGACAAUGUACUUUGCCGAUGGAACCAACAUCCGAUCAGUGGACCCAGACGGUAUCAUACAUACAUUGAUAGGUCACCAUCGCCACCUCAAUGUAUGGCAACCUAUACCUUGCCAAGGUGCCAUACCAGCUCAACAGGCUCAGCUGCAGUGGCCCACAGGCUUGUCUCUGAGCCCCCUUGAUGGCAGUCUCCACUUCAUAGAUGACCGGCUCGUGCUGAAACUGACAGCUGACAUGAAGGUCAAGGUCGUGGCUGGCACCCCUCUCCACUGCCACACCCACAAGGAGGACAAGAAGCAACCGGCUGUGAGGCUGGAAAACCACCACAAGAAUCAGAAUUCGGAUGAUGACAGUUCUACCACUCUGGGACAAGUGCUGGCCUUGGCAUUUAGUCCAAGCGGACAGUUGUUCAUUGCAGACAGUGAUUCCCGGAAAGUGAAUGCGAUUCGUGUGGUGGACCCUGCUGGUAGAAUGGCAGACUUUGCCGGAAGAGGUCAUUUCUUCGACAAACGGGACUGUGAUUGCAUGGCUAAUAACAGUUCAGGCACUAUUCCGUGCCAGUGCUGGACCGAGUCCAGUGUCAACUCUCGGGAGACUCUCAUGUCAACUACAGCUCGCUUCACCUCCAUCUCCGCCAUUGCUGUGUCUCCAGAUGGUGUGGUCAACAUUGCUGACCAGGGAAAUCUCCAUAUCUUGGCUCUGGAACACUACUUGGCCACUCAUGAUGAGAACGGAGAGUUUCGUAUUCCCUACACACCAACCGGUGAGGAGUACAUAUUUAACCGGUACGGACAGCACAUCGCCACCCGAGACAUCACCACCGGCAAGUCACGCUACACCUUCCUCUACAGCAAGAACACCAGCUUCGGCAAACUGUCCACAGUCACUGACAGUGCGGGCAACAAGAUCCUGUUCCUGCGCGACUACAGUAAUGUUGUGAGUGCGAUAGAGAACACGCAGGACCACAAGUGCGAGCUGAACAUCUCUGGAGUGGGGUUCCUGACCAAGUUCUCGGAGAAGGGGCGCUCAGAAGUGGUGCUGGAUUACGACUCCAACACUGGACUGCUGACCAGUCGUGCUGACUUGAUGGCUGGGGGUGGAUCAACAUUCUUGUACCAAUACGACAGCCUUGGCCGAGUUUCCCAUGUAGUGUUACCAACUGGUGAGAGUAUAAACCUGGCUUCUCGGCUGACAGCUGAUGAUGAGCUGGAGGUCCAGAUCUCAUCCCCGGUCCAAGCCUCUGUCAACAUGGACUCUUCAGUCCAUGUCACCACCAUUAAGAUGGAGGGCCACAGUCAUAAGAGGAUGACCAUUAGAGAUGGUCUUUCGGGUCUGUCGGAGGCUGUCAGUUACCGCAAUGGAACGUUCCUGCUGCGGCAACACUCGGGCAGCUGGACGCUGGUGGCUGCCGAGGCCACCCAUCCGUUGCUGGAGUUGUCACUACCUGUGGAGGCAGAGAUGUUCCCACUGUGGAGCCGCCAGACCACAGCUCGUGGUUCCAUCGUCAACAACAUGGCCUGGAGCUACGCGCUGGUGGGCGACGCAGGCACGAGCCAACAGACAAUACAUCGCCAGCUCUGGGUGAAUAAUUCCAAAGUGCUGGGGGUGAUGUACGAGCAGAUGGCUGGCAGAGAGACAAUACUCGACUGCGAGAAGGAAUCUCUACUGAAAGUCAGUUUUGACGCUGCCGGACUGCCACUGUCUUGGCAGCCAGGCGGUUCUCCUUUGCCUGUCAACAUCACCUACGACAGGUUUAACAGACUGGAGAGCUGGACCUGGGGAGUACAGUCUGAACAUUACAGUUACGACAGACAUGGGCUUCUGGAAGAGAUCAAGACUAAACAAGAUGGCAGCGUGAUUUUCUCUUACAAUGACGGCAAUAUGCUUAGUCACAUAACGCUUGCAAGUGGACGUAAGUUCACGCUGCUUUACGAUGACCUUGGUGGUCUCCGACAUGUAACGCUGCCAUCAGGAACCAGACACUCUUUCUCCGCUCAGCCCUCCAUUGGAUUCCUGCGCUACACUUACACUCCGCCAGGCUCUACCCGUGCAUACUUGCAGCACUACACGCACAGCGGCCGGCUGCUGCAGACAGUCUACCCAGGCGACGGUGCGAGGGUGCUCUACCGUUAUCACAACUCGGAGCAGCUCGCUGAGGUUGUUCAUGGUGACGGAGUAACACAGAUAAAACACGUGCCCAACACCAAACUGCCGAGCCAGAUCCUGCACUCAGAGAAGGAUUUCGAGUACCGGUGGGACUACCAGUACAGUGGCGGACUGCUGAUGGAGGAGCGACUGGACUACAGUCCCAAGACCGGACUCAGCAAUGCCAAGUUCACGUACCAGUACGACGACAACUUCCGCGUGGUAUCAGUGCAGGGCAGGAUAGGUGGGCAGAGUCUGUUGGACCACGUGCUGAAGUACAGCCCCAGAACCGGGGCAAAGCAGCAGCUCGGCCAGUUCACUGUUUCUUGGCCGCAACCAAAUGAAACUUCCCUGUUUGAUGGAACAGCAGUCUUUAACAGAAUAACAAACGCAUACUUCCAAAUUGCUGAGAUCUCGGUUACAAUUCAUCGAAUGGAAGUCUUCAGGAUGGAGUUUGCGUACGAUUCCAGAAAUCGCAUCAGCCAGACAAGGACUUACACUCGGAACGUGGGCGUGAACAUGUACACCAAUAUCAAGAACCUGACAUGGGAUGCUGAUGGACAGCUGGCAGCAGUUGAGGCCCAAGAACCUUGGGGCUUCAAGUACGACGACAACGGGAACAUGCUCUCACUCACGUACAGGGGCAACACAAUCCCGAUGGAAUACAACGUAAUGGAUCGUAUCGUCAAGUUCGGUGAGGGCCUGUACAGGUACGACAACAGAGGGCUGGUGGUACAGAACGCGAGAGAAGAGAAGUUCCACUACAACGCCAAAGGGUUAUUGACCAGAGCAACAAAAAGGGGACGUUUUGACGUGCGUUAUUACUACGAUCAUCUGGAUAGACUGGCUACAAGAAAAGAUAACUAUGGAAAUGUUACUCAGUUCUUUUACACGAAUCAUCAGCGACCUAAUGAGGUGUCACAGAUAUACAGCCCAAGAGACAGUAAGCUGAUGACACUGGUUUAUGACGACAGAGGUCACUUGAUAUUCGCUCAGGUUUACCGACACAAGUAUUACAUAGCCACGGAUCAGUGUGGCACUCCCAUCAUGGUGUUCAACCAGUACGGUGAGGGUAUCCGAGAAAUAAUGAGAUCACCAUACGGCCAUAUUGUCUACGAUUCCAACCCCUACCUUUACCUUCCAGUCGACUUCUGCGGAGGCUUGCUGGACCAGGUUACGUCGCUCGUACACAUGUCUGGAGGAAAGGUCUACGAUCCUCUGAUCGGACAGUGGAUGUCGCCCAUGUGGAAUGAUAUCCUGAACAGAGUCACCAACCCACGGUUGUUACAUUUGUAUCGCUUCAACGGUAAUGAUCCGAUCAAUGUUGGGAACGCUCCAAAACAUCUUGCAGAUGAGGAGCAUUGGUUGUCUCGGCUGGGCUAUGAUCUGUCGAGCAUGGCGCCCCAGCUCUCCCAGAAACUAGUUUCCCCCAUGACAAACAAGUUCCGAGUGGAGUCCGGCUUCUUCUCUCAGCUGUCGCAGAAGACGAUGUCUCGUGGUCUUUCCUCUCUCAGCCUGCCAGAAGCCAGAAUGAGGCUAGACCCUCUGAAUCCCUCUGUCUUCGGAACAACUGUUGAAGAGGAUUCUAUUAAUGGGUUGUCUCUGGAGCACACCCAGAACUGGGUGUUGCAGCCCGGAUCCUCCUCCGAGCCUCCAUUCGGUCGAGGGAUUCUGGUCUCCCGACAAGCAGGCAACCGUGCUGUCAUCUAUAGUGUUCCUACAGCCAACUCUAUCUACCGGGACGUUAUCACCUCGGUGUUCAACAACACGUUCCUGUUGCCAUUCACUCUGGUAGCACACGGUGUCCUGCAGGAUGCGUUCCAUUUCGUAAAAGAGGACGCAUGGCGAGCGCAGGAAGACAGGGCACAACUCAAACGAUUCGGUUCGCAGUUCAACACGACAUUCCACGAGAAGGAAGGCGAGGCUGGCUCCGGAAAGGUGCUGGACGUGAGAAUACACCGUCCCAAUGCUGUGAUCAACCUGCGUUAUGGUACGACGCUAACACGCGAGCGCCAGAGGCUGCUGCACCACUGUAAGACAGCUGCGCUGCGCAAGGCAUGGCACCGUGAGCGUGACGCGCUCAGAAACAAUGUCCCGGCUGCUUGGGACUGGACCCAGCAGGAGGCCGACGAGAUCCUGAAACUGGGGGCAGCCAGCGGAUACGAGGGAGAGUAUAUCCGAGACGUCGAGAGGUAUCCGGAGCUGGCCGAGGAUCCGUACAACAUCAAAUUUGUAAAGAAAGCACAAAACCGGCGAUAGUACACAGGGUAGAGUCUAACACGGCAUUAGACAAUAGUGGAAGCAAAAUAUAAUUUGAAGGUGCUAAAUACUCCUGUCUGAUACUCUAGAUUAUUUACGUUCUUACACGAAACAUCCUAGAUGUAUUGUCACUUCAGAAAAACCUAACAGUAUUUUUGUUUUUUUUAACUUUAAUUUGGUAUUGAUAUUUUUAGAUCCUAGCUUCCACUUUUGGAGAUGAUUCUAAUCUGAGACGUGACAGAAUGUCCAAUGAUGAGUUUAGCACUGGUUUUCAUUCAUUUCAUCGGUUAUUUUACCCGGGAUUAAGUCAGCAUAAUACCUAACGGAGCGUGAAAAUUCGUAAAUAAUAUUUGUAAAUAGCGAUUAAUUAUUUUAUAUGAGUGCUAGUCCAAUCCACACCAUAAUGUUGUUCUUUGUUACCUACGUGUACAUAUGAAAAAGAUAUCUUUUGAUCGUCUAGCCUUAUCUAUAUCUAGAAGACACGAAUGAUACUUAUUGGUCAAAGUAUUUUUCUGAAACAAAUAAUUUUGUAAGAGUUGUUUCAGCUGUGGAGGAUCCCUCUGAAUGGUGCUGAAUUGUUUUGAUUUCACUGUUGUCUAAAGGCCUGUUUAGAGUUAAGCUAGAUCGGUAAGUCUGUAUAUUGGAAACUAUGUUAGUUGAGACGAUACUUUGUAUAUCAGCCUUUCGUACUUGGACUACUUACAUCGGUAUAACGCAACAACUGGAAUCAUUUUAAGAUUGAAAUAUUUGUAUCAUUUAAGAAGUAAAAGGGAGCGUUGACACUAUGUGCUUGAAACUGAAAUUUAUUUUCAUGACACGUCUCGUAAGUGUAUAUAUUGCCAAAAUCGAGUGCUAUGGAGUUAUUCUUGAAAUCGAAGUAUAUUUUUAUCGUCAUUGCCUAGAAAACAUUAGUAUGUCUUAGGGUAUACAAUUUAUUUUACGUCGCUAAGCACAUGUCCAUCUGUGGGCAUAAUGUAUUAUAUAUGGUGCAUGAUAUGUUUUGUGUUAUAAUUUUAUAUAAAUGCUUGACCAAUAUUUUUAUCCGUUGUUGGUGUUAGUAGAGCAUGUACAAUCCGUCGUCGUGAGCAACUCUCAUUCCAGUUGUUGCAAAGUAUAUGUUUUCUACUAAAUUUACUCAAUUCAUGAUAUAAAAUUAUACUCAAGUGAUUACUUGUCGAAACUUUGUGAGCGUGUGAAUGGGAGAAAAAUUUAAUGUUUUAUACAGAGUGAUGAUUUUUUAGAGCUUAUGUAUAUAAAAGUAUUAAUAUUAAAAGAGAAUUAAUUGUAAAAAUAGAAUAUUUUGUCAGGCCUAUGUUGAAUGAGUGUGAGCAUCCUUAUGAGUGAGUGAGACAGAAACUGGGUUAUUUGAGUAAUGUUUCUGUUUAUAUGUAACAAGACUUAGAAUAUAUAUAUAUACAUGUUAUAUGUUAACCUUGACCCCUAAAAUGGUUUAGAAUGUUGACAGCUUUAUAAAAGUUUUGAUCCUUUGACUUACGAUUUAAAACAUCUUUAUUUAUAAUUUUAAGACCCCUUAGUUCCUAUUGAAAAUAAAAUUGCUUUGUAACUUAAAAUUGUUUAGUACCGAUACUCAAAAUAAAAUAAUUUUAAAUCUUCUUCAAUACCUACUGGUUUUUUUAUAUAUUGUAAUUUUGGUAUCCGAUUAUUGUUAUUGUAUUAUAUUUGUAUAUGUAUUCUAUUGUAAAUGUUUUAGGCUAUAACCAAUAACUGGGUACUAUUUUUGUUUUACUUGAAAAAUAUUCGUGUUUUAAUCUUUACCAAACUUCCGUUAUUUUAUCCGUUUAAAAUUUGUUUUCAUUUGAAUAAAGACUGAUACUUUAAGGUUAUUAAGGUUUGCAUUUGUUUUUCUGAACACUCCAAUAUUAAACUAACAUUAUUUAAAUACAUUUCACUAAGUAAAAAUCAAAGUUUUACUCUAUAAAACUAGAUGGAUCUACUAAACACUAAUGAUUUUUAUUUCAUAAAAAUUCUUGAUAACCUUCAAUUGCAACAUCUAUAUCUGUAAUUUUAUCUAAAAAUAAUGUUCACGUAAUCAGACUUUUCACAGGCGUUAACUAAAUGACAGGUUACAUGUGGAUGAUCCAGUCAAUUAUUGUGUAUUUUGUACAUAGUGCUCAUAAUUAAAAAAAAAAACAAACUAAAUUUAUUUGGUGUGAUAAGCCUAGAAGUUUUAUGAAUUCAAACAGCAACAGUGUGAAAACACGAUGGAGGUAGCAAGAGGGAUCGUACUUAGGAGGGAACGUUAGUUAUCUGCCAGCCGCGUGUCUAAGGUUCGGCUUUUAACACAGGGCAAAAGUUCAAAACUGGGUAAUAAAUAGGAGCUCAUCUCAAAUCCAUAAAUUUUUCACUUCAGAAACUCAGAUUUUAGUGUCUCAGUGCUAAUGAAUUGUUAAAAUUCCAAUUAUAUAUUGAUGCUAAUGGUAGUCUAUACAGUAUCGGAUAUAAAAACCACAAGUUUUUAUUUUGAAAAACCAUACAAGGAAACAAAACGUAAUGGCUGGAGAAAGUUAGAGAUACCCAAGGACAGAGGCCGAUCAUGUUUUAUACACGAUGGCUUGCAAAUAGCUUCUGGUUCUGGACUGGAAGUCUUUAGCCAGGCAUAAUACACACUGAGGCUCCAGGAAAAUAUAAUAAAGCAAAAAUUCAUAUUCUCUCAGACGACCAGCAGCACUUAAGUGACUACGAGUUUGAUUCAAGGCUGGUGUUUAGUUGUCACCAAAUGCUAAAGGAACUGGAAAAAACAUGACCAGGUAGAGCUGGUGUGGAUACCAGACCAUGAAGGCAUCAGAGGAAAUGAGGAGUCAGACUCACUGGCAAGAAAGGGGGCAGGAUCCAUACUGGAGAGGUCCAGAACCUCGCGUUAGUUUCUUUAGUUAUAGAAAAGGGUUCAUAAAGGUAUGGGGAAGAGAAGUUAAACUUUUAAAGUGGCAUAACUCUCAAUGAUUAAGAAUGUCAAAGCUAUUCACAGAUCCGCUACGGGGAGGUAACGAAAUGGUUUUAUCUUUACCAAAAGACUUCUGAUGGGAAUUUAACAGGCCAUGGACCUUUCCAAAAACACCUUAGGAGACUAGGACUGAGUGACUCAGUAGUCUGUAGAUUCUGCAAUGAGGAUGAGGAGUCAGCAGACUAUCUCUGCCUGGACUGUCUAGCCAUCUCAAAAUGUCGAUAGGUGGGUAGGAAAAGCUUUUCCUGAGCCCUGUGAUAUGAGAGAGGUAGAAUAGAAUAGAAACACUUCUUUAUUGAGGCAAAAUUAGGACCUCACACAUGGUCCUUUCUUACAUUUAACCUCUUAAACAAAAAUAAUUUUAAUGAUGAAAAAAAGGCUUAUCUAACUAAACUUUACUAACAUAAUAUUCCAUCAAAGAGUAGCCCCGCCGCCUGCUUUGAUCAUCCUCCAGUCCAGGUAUCUUUGUCUCAGCUCCGCCACAAACCGUU
Messenger RNA from Homalodisca vitripennis (glassy-winged sharpshooter), 9280 nucleotides. Its product is annotated as teneurin-a-like. The record is from RefSeq and is a predicted model, not a curated record. NCBI's taxonomy places the organism in Eukaryota, Metazoa, Arthropoda, Insecta, Hemiptera, Cicadellidae. Gene Ontology annotation, biological process: motor neuron axon guidance.